UGCGUGGGGCGGGACCUCGCGGGGCGCGGGAAAAAGGCAGAGCAAGCUCACGUAGCCGCACCUCAGUGAGGCUCGAAGCCCGGCUUCUCUUCAGCGUGGCGGCUAGUCAACGCGGCGGCCUGUUGUGCCUGGCUUUUGAUUUCUCAAGAAGGAAAAAAUGAGUAAGAGGAAGAAACAGCGGAACUCAGGGGAAGGCCUUCAUCUCCCAAAACGUCCUAAGAACCUACGGCUGAGAAACUCCCCUGGAAGUCUCCUGGGCCAUUUCCAUCACCCUGGGGAGUCAGAAGACAGCUCAGGGCUUGCUACCUCUGCAGAGCCCAGCAGGGAGGAACCGGGACCUGCAGCCUCCAGCUGCCCUUCAGAGGACACAGGAGCCCCCUCUGACCUGGGGCCACCAGAACAGGAGUCCCCUUCCCAGGAGACAUCGCCAGAGCUGGGUACCUACCAGGCAGGCAGCCAGCUGCAGGAGGAGGCAUUGAGACUCCCUCGCCAUGAGGCUGGGGGCCCAGCAGACCAGACAUGGGCAGCUGGUUCCUGCCCAGAGCAGAGUGACCCUGUGAUAGCUGUUUCUGGCAAUGGGCAUUCUCAGCCUAAGGCUACUCCAGAAGUGGGAACAGCACCCUCUGAUUCAGGGAGGGCCAGCAAGGACAUCUGGAUAGGGACCAUCCCACCAGAUGUUGGAAGCCUGGGGAACAACAGUCCUGAGGCACAGAAGGUCUGUGUUCCAGACAGUUGUGGUCAGGAAAGGCACCUGCCGAAUGGUAAUGAUGAAGACAGGGAGGUAGACAGCAGAGACCCCCAGCAAGGAGAUGCCCAAGGAGGGGGAGCAGGGGCCCAGCAGCCUAGGGAGCCCCAGGAAGGACAGGGUAUCCCCUACACUCUAGCAUCAGCUCCUGCUUUGGACCCAGCUGAACUGUGCCUGAAGACCUGGUAUGUGACCCAGGACCUCCCUGCGCCUUCACAGACACUCUGUGGGACAGUCAUAGAAGCAGCAUCAAGCCACAGCAGCCCAGGAAACACCUCUCUUAGGGAAAAUGUCAUUACAGAUGUAAACUCUGGGCUGCAACAGAGGGCUCUGGUGGUGGCUGGGCCACUUGGCUCUCUGAGCAAGCGGGCCCCUGGUAGAGGCUACAAUAGGACUUUUCUGGGCUAUACAGCUCUUGCUGAGACCACAGAAAACCAAGGGGAGGCCAACUUGGAAGAUGAAUCCUGUGGCGACACUGUGGUGAGCCUUGCAGCCAUCUUGGCUGUGACUCCAGGUAAACAGCCCACAGUGGACACUAAGGGUCCUGGCCAUCUGGCCUGUGAGAUGGCUCUGGGUGUCCAGACUGAGGACCCUGGCCCUGAUGGACAGUGGCUUGGAGGGAUGCAAAUGCUGGAGUCACAGGUACAGCCCAUGAACCAAAAAACAGUGGAGUUAGGCAGCCAGAACUGCCAACAAGACCUUGAGGGCCUUAGUCUGUCCCCUCCGACUUCUCUGCUGGAAUAUAGCUGGGCAGCCAGUGGCCUUUCUCAGGGAAGCGGCGCCUGUCACAGCAGCCCAAGGUUUCCUGAAGAGCCAGCAGGGCAGCCUCCACCAGUUCCUGAUCCCCCAGACCGGGCCACAUUGCAAGAGUCCUCAGCCAUGGAACUGGACUUCCUACCUGACAGCCAGAUACAGGAUGCUCUGAACACCCCAGACUUGGAGGCUUUGCCUGCACAGAGUUUUCCUGCAGAGAAUGUGCCAGGCCUUGGAUGGCCUGACCCCAGACCAUGUGCCACUGGAGAAGACCCUGUAGGAGUGGCCAAGGCUCAGCCCAGGCCCCUCCUGGGGACACAGGCUCAAGAGGAGGUCUGCCAGAUGCAGGACGCCACAGACACAGUUCGUGGCCUUGUUGUCGAACUCUCCAACCUCAAUAGGCUGAUCAUGAGUACUCACCGAGACCUGGAGGCCUUCAAACGCAGGAGGCGCCUCCGUACUACCUGACAAAGGGGCUAGGGAGCCUUGCCCUGGGGGAGGAGGAGUGAAGGGACCUGAAGGCUGCCCCCACCUGCAUGCCCGAGACUUCUCCAGGUCUACAGGAAGUCAGUUUACCGUGGACCUCACACAGGAGGCUGAGUGUGGUUUUUUGGCCAGUGUUAAUAGUGCCUCCAUCUGAGAGAGCACCCACCCAGGCUCCUGUGCUGUGUUAUCUGGGGGUGGGGGUGGGGGGCACAUACCCUUUGUUCCUUGUAUGUCCUUUCUUUCUCCAGCUUUUCAUUUUACUUCCGAGAAGUCAAGGAAUAAAUGAUGUUGUCAGUCAGGACUCCAUGACCUGCCACCGUGGGUGGAGGCAUUUCCUGUCUGCUUUGUUCCACCCACAGACCACCCUAACCUCAACUUUUCUACAGCUUCCUCCUCUUCCACGAACUUACUUCUCCACCUCCCUGGAAGGCAAAUAGGGCUGCCAGAAGACAGGUCAGAGGUUCCCACAACUAGUCUCUAGGA
Molecule: messenger RNA, 2467 nt
Organism: Nannospalax galili (Upper Galilee mountains blind mole rat)
Lineage: Eukaryota; Metazoa; Chordata; Mammalia; Rodentia; Spalacidae
Gene: Brme1
Product: chromosome unknown C19orf57 homolog
Exons: 8
Coding region: 158-1966 (602 amino acids)
Biological process (GO): double-strand break repair involved in meiotic recombination
Source: RefSeq, a predicted model, not a curated record